Messenger RNA from Chanos chanos (milkfish), 204 nucleotides. RefSeq names its product small integral membrane protein 11 (gene smim11). The coding region runs from base 1 to 204 and encodes 67 amino acids. Lineage: Eukaryota; Metazoa; Chordata; Actinopteri; Gonorynchiformes; Chanidae. The record is from RefSeq and is a predicted model, not a curated record. The transcript is spliced from 2 exons.
AUGAUCAACUGGCGGGCUCUGGACAACGUGCCUUUACUGUUCUACAUCCUUGCAGCGAAGACCCUGCUGUUAUGUUUGGGUUUUGCUGCAGUCAAGAUGUACCAGAGUAAGAAGGCAGAGGAGGCCUUGAAGAAACAGAUGGAAAUGAAAAGAAAACUGGCUCAACAAACACAGGAGCUCAUUGACAACAAGAAGGAAGACUGA